This is a messenger RNA of Vicia faba (fava bean), 654 nucleotides long. The record is from the annotation of a GenBank genome assembly. NCBI's taxonomy places the organism in Eukaryota, Viridiplantae, Streptophyta, Magnoliopsida, Fabales, Fabaceae.
AUGGCACAAAUCUUCACUUCACUUUCCCUUUUCGGAAUUCCCCUAAUCCUAACCCUAACCCUAACCCUAAUUCAUGCUAAUUCUGAAGGAGACGCUCUUUACACACUCAAACGAAGCCUCACCGACCCUGAUAACAUCCUCCAGAGCUGGGAUCCGACCCUAGUCAGUCCUUGUACUUGGUUCCAUGUCACCUGUAACCAAGACAAUCGGGUCACUCGAGUGGAUCUUGGUAAUUCUAACCUAUCUGGACAGUUGGUACCUGAACUCGGGAAGCUAGAGCAUCUGCAGUACCUUGAGCUAUACAAAAAUAACAUUCAAGGAACUAUUCCUCCAGAGCUUGGAAACCUGAAGAGUCUUGUUAGCUUGGACUUGUAUAACAACAACAUGUCGGGAACCAUCCCACCUUCAUUGGGGAAAUUGAAGAAUCUCGUCUUUUUGCGACUUAAUGAUAACCUACUAACUGGCCCAAUUCCUAGGGAACUCAUUGCUAUUUCAAGCCUUAAAGUAGUGGAUGUCUCCACCAAUAACUUAUGUGGUACAAUUCCUACCUCUGGGCCAUUCGAGCAUAUUCCAUUGAAUAACUUUGAGAAUAACCCUCGAUUGGAAGGUCCAGAGUUGCUUGGACUUGUAAGUUAUGACACAAACUGCUCGUGA